AUGAAGAAACUAUAUCUUUUAUAUUUGUUGGCCCUGUUUACAACGGUCAUAUCCAAAGAAGUUACUGGUGUUUUCAACCAAUUCAAUUCAUUGAUAUGGUCUUACACAUACAGAGCUCGAUACGAAGAAAUAUCUACUCUUACCGCUAAAGCUCAAUUGGAAUGGGCUUUGGAUGGUACUAUUGCCAGUCCCGGUGAUACAUUUACAUUAGUCAUGCCCUGUGUAUAUAAAUUCAUGACGUACGAAACCUCAGUGCAAUUAACUGCCAACUCUAUUGCAUAUGCCACAUGUGACUUUGAUGCUGGUGAAGACACUAAAAGUUUUUCAAGUUUGAAGUGUACGGUGACUGAUGAGUUGACAGAAGAUACCAGCGUUUUUGGAAGUGUUAUUUUGCCUAUCGCUUUCAAUGUUGGAGGUUCCGGAUCUAAAUCUACGAUAACAGACUCCAAAUGUUUUUCAAGUGGGUACAACACUGUCACGUUUUUUGACGGAAACAAUCAACUUUCUACAACUGCAAAUUUUCUUCCCCGAAGAGAACUAGCGUUUGGUCUAGUUGUUAGUCAAAGACUUUCCAUGUCGCUCGAUACAAUGACUAAUUUUGUUAUGUCUACACCUUGUUUCAUGGGUUACCAGCUGGGUAAGUUAGGUUUUACAUCUAAUGAUGAUGAUUUUGAAAUUGAUUGUUCUUCUAUACAUGUUGGUAUAACUAAUGAAAUAAAUGAUUGGAGUAUGCCAGUAUCUUCUGUUCCCUUCGAUCAUACUAUAAGAUGUACAUCACGUGCACUUUACAUUGAGUUUAAAACAAUUCCUGCAGGUUAUCGACCUUUUGUGGAUGCGAUUGUUCAAAUACCAACGACAGAACCUUUUUUUGUAAAAUAUACAAAUGAGUUUGCCUGUGUGAAUGGCAUAUACACGUCCAUACCUUUCACAAGUUUCUUUUCUCAGCCAAUUUUAUAUGACGAGGCUUUAGCUAUUGGUGCAGACCUAGUUCGUACCACAUCCACAGUGAUAGGUUCCAUUACCAGAACUACCACAUUACCCUUCAUUUCCCGACUCCAGAAAACCAAAACAAUUCUAGUCUUAGAGCCCAUACCCACCACUACGGUAACAACUUCACACCAUGGCUUUGAUACUUGGUAUUAUACUAAGAAAGCCACCAUUGGUGACACAGCUACUGUUUUCAUUGAUGUUCCACAACAUACAGCUACUACUUUGACCACAUAUUGGCAAGAAUCAAGUACAGCGACAACCACUUACUUCGAUGACAUAGACUUGGUCGAUACUGUCAUUGUGAAAAUUCCAUAUCCCAAUCCGACUAUUAUAACAACACAAUUUUGGUCAGGUAAAUAUUUAACUACUGAGACACACAAAGAACCACCUCUCGGUACUGAUAGUGUGAUCAUCAAGGAACCACACAACCCUACUGUGACAACGACCGAGUUUUGGUCAGAAUCAUUUGCUACUACUGAGACAAUCACCAACAACCCAGAAGGCACUGAUAGUGUGAUCAUCAAGGAACCACACAACCCUACUGUGACUACCACCAAGUUUUGGUCAGAAUCAUUUGCCACUACUGAAACGAUAACUACAGGGCCACUUGGCACUGAUAGUAUCGUUAUACAUGAUCCAUUGGAAGAACUGUCUUCUAGUACUGCUAUUGAGUCAAGUGAUUCUAAUAUUUCAAGCUCAGCUCAAGAUUCAUCCAGUCUGGUUGAACAGUCAUUUACUUCUGCUGACGAGACUUCAAGUAUAGUUGAAUUGUCAUCAAGCUCAGACAUUCCAUCAAGCUCAAUUGGGUUAACAUCUAGUGAGUCGUCUACUGUCUCAAGUUAUGAUAGCUACUCUUCAAGUACUAGCGAAUCAUCUAUUGCUUCAAGUUAUGAUAGCUAUUCGUCAAGUAGUAUUGAGUCGUCUACAUUAUCUAGUUCCGAUAGAUACUCGUCAAGUAUCUCUGAUACCACAAGCUUUUGGGAUUCUUCAAGUUCCGAUUUAGAGUCCACUCUGAUUACUUGGAGUUCCUCCAUCGAUGCACAAUCUAGUCAUUUGGUACAAUCGGUAUCAAACUCCAUCAGCACAAGUCAAGAGAUAUCAUCAAGCUCAAGUGAGGAGUCCAGUACGUCUGCCACCGAUGCUUUAGUUUCAAGUGAUGCAAGUUCUAUUUUGAGCUCUGAUACUUCCAGUUAUUACCCAUCUAGCACCAUUCUGCCGAGUGACGAUUUUCCACACACUAUAGCUGGGGAGUCAGAUAGCCAAUCCUUCUCAUUUAUAACAUCUACUGUUGAGAUUUCUAGUGAUUCGGUGUCUCUUACAAGUGACCCAGCAAGCAGUUUUGAUUCAUCUUCUCGUUUGAAUUCUGAUUCAUCAUCUCUGCCAUCCACUGACCAAAGGGAUAUUUUGACUUCAUCUAGUUUUUCUACAUUAAUUAAAUCAAGUGAGUCACGUGAGUCCAGUAGUGGUACAAUUUUGAGUGAAGAAAGCAGUGACUCGAUCCCAACGACGUUCUCAACAAGAUAUUGGUCGCCAUCGGGAAUGAGUUCCAGACAUUAUACCAAUUCGACAGAGACGCUGGUCUCAGAUGUUGUUCUGUCGUCGGUUGCUGGAGACGAAACUAGUGAAUCGAGUGUUUCGGUUACUAGUGAAUCGAGUGAAUCAGUUACCAGUGAAUCAGUUGCCAGUGAAUCAGUUACCAGUGAAUCAGUUACUGCUGUGAGUGAUAUUUCAGAUUUGUACACUACGUCAGAAGAGGUAUCCACUAGUGACAGCAACUCUGGUAUGAGCUCUCCUAUACCAUCGAGUGAACAGAGAUCCAGUAUUCCGAUAAUGUCGAGCUCCGACGAAUCAAGUGAGUCACGUGAAUCCAGUAUUGGUACAAUUUUGAGUGAAGAAAGCAGUGACUCGAUUCCAACGACGUUCUCAACAAGAUAUUGGUCGCCAUCGGGAAUGAGUUCCAGACAUUAUACCAAUUCGACAGAGACGCUGGUCUCAGAUGUUGUUCUGUCGUCGGUUGCUGGAGACGAAACUAGUGAAUCGAGUGUUUCGGUUAUUAGUGAAUCGAGUGAAUCAGUUACCAGUGAAUCAGUUGCCAGUGAAUCAGUUACUGCUGUGAGUGAUAUUUCAGAUUUGUACACUACGUCAGAAGUGGUAUCCACUAGUGACAGUAAAAUAGUUCCAAGUACUUCUGUACCAUCGAGUGAACAGAGGUCCAGUAUUCCGAUAAUGUCGAGCUCCGACGAAUCAAGUGAGUCACGUGAGUCCAGUAGUGGUACAAUUUUGAGUGAAGAAAACAGUGACUCGAUUCCAACGACGUUCUCAACAAGAUAUGUGUCGGUUUCUCUUACCGUGGGGGAACUUUCGGCAUUACCUAGUUUGCCUGGAAAAUUAUCUCAUUUACCAUCCAGUUUGUCUGAAACGUCCAUCGGAAUGACAAAAAGUGCUAAUUUGCUGCCACAGUUUUUUUCAACAUCAGUUGAUUCAGCUUUACUGUAUUGGGCUCUGGGCUCUAGCAGUGCUGAUCACCAGAGUUCUGCUACGUGUGAUGUUAGUGAAUCAUCUGUGGAAGGUAAUUUGUCUGCAAUGGCACUAGGGAUGUCGAAUUCAGAUGAUGGUUUGUCAGAGGAUACAAGAUCAUCUUCGGUUGCCGGUAAAGAGGAGAUAGAGUUAACUCUGACGAAUUCUGUUGGUGAAAUCACCCUUAUAAGCUAUAGUUCUUCCUCGCCUACGACCCAUGACCACGGGCGUGUGUCAAAGAGCAUGGGGGCGGCACCACUUAGUAGUUUAUUCUCAGUAUCAGUACAUGCUCCACUAGUUACUGGGCUACUGGAUUCUGAUACUUUUCCAAGUGAAAAUUCAAAUCGGAGUCGUUCAUUUAAGGAGUCUACAGACAAUACUAUUUCCAUAUCGAGAGAAUCUUUGGGAAAUCCAUAUUCAUCAAUAUCCUCACCUUCCGAUUAUGACGUGAAACUGUUCACGACGUCCAGAGAGCUAGUAUCUUCAGAAUCUAUACUACCAUUUUCAGAUGUAAUGGAUGCAAAUGAUAUGCCGACAUCUGGAAGUAAUUUGCACUCUAUGGUGUUUUCAAUAUCUGUGCUAGGCGAAAAAUUUAAUGCUAAUAUAGAGAAGCAUAAAAACACUAAUGGGCAUUAUUCAUCAAUGGUAUUUACUUAUCAAAGUGCAGGUUUGGAAGAGUCAGACCAGAGGAUAGCUGUUACUAAUACUAAAUUCGACCAAAAUAAAAUUGACACAACAAUUGACAGCAAUACUUUUGUUACGAGUUUGCCAUUCGCCACUACUUUAAACGACCAAAUUGAUCAAGCUGUACCAAUUAAGAUUCCGGCAUCUUCUACAGCAGGAUUUGUCUCUGAUGUACUCAAGCCAGAUUAUUCGAAAUCUGUCCAGGCUGAAUCUGUCCAAACUGAUUCAACAACUUAUUCAGAAAUGAUGUCAAGUAAAAGAAACAAGAAUUCAGGCUUUGGGACAAGCUCACUCAAUUUGAAGCCUACCAUUACUGUCGUCACUAAGUCUAUUGAUACUAAAGUUAAUACUAUGAAAGAGGGUGGGGUUUCCAAACAAGUUUCAACGACUGUGACUGAACAAUAUGACACCUCUACCUACACUCCAGCAAGUUUGCUUGUGUCUGAUAAUCUGGGGUCAGUUUCCAAAUAUUCUCUUUGGAUGAUGGCAUUUUAUAUGUUAUUUGGAUUGUUUUAA
Molecule: messenger RNA, 4707 nt
Organism: Candida albicans SC5314
Lineage: Eukaryota; Fungi; Ascomycota; Pichiomycetes; Serinales; Debaryomycetaceae
Gene: ALS7
Product: Als7p
Exons: 1
Coding region: 1-4707 (1568 amino acids)
Biological process (GO): cell adhesion involved in multi-species biofilm formation; cell adhesion involved in single-species biofilm formation
Cellular component (GO): fungal-type cell wall
Source: RefSeq, a predicted model, not a curated record